UACAAUCUAAGCAUGAUGACGAGACGUUUAUUACUUCUUGUCUGUCUUUGUCACUUCUUCUUUACUACUCUUGUGACAUCACCAAGUCAGCAUAUGAUAUGCAAGAAUGUGGACGACGUGUUUGCUGAAGACGAAAACGAUUCGAUUCCCAGUCGUGGUUCAACCCACUCUCAUCGUUCUCCUGGCCCACCUGGAAAAAGAGGUUUAAAGGGAGAAAUGGGUGGAAUAGGGAUGCCUGGGGUCAAAGGUCAACAAGGCGACCCAGGAAUUGUCGAUUAUCAAAAAGUCAAUGCCACCGUUGAACAACUAUUUGAGAAAUUAGUUGAAAAGUCAGUGAUUUCAAGAAUUGAAGAAUUAGAAGAACGAAUGCUGGCAAAACUUGGUGAAUUGGACGAGAAGAUUGAAUCAGAACCCUGUGACGGUGUAUUGCAUCUCGGGAAAUGUUAUGUAGCUUCUUUACACACCGCGAGAGAUAUCAACUACAACGAAGCUGUUGCAAUGUGUACAAAAUUGUCGGCCAAACCAGCAGACAUAAUCGGGUCUCAACAUUAUGAUUUGGUCUUCAAGUAUAUUCGAACAGUGAUGUCUUCAUCAUACGACGAGUUCUGGUUGGCUAUGACAUUCGACCACUCGACGAAUAGAGUUCUGUUGUCAAACGGCACCGCUGCUCCAUACGUCAAACACUACCACGGAAAACCCCUCACAUCUGCAACUAACACCCAAAUAGCGAUCUCUGUAAGAAAUCCGUCACGUGGUCAACAAGGAAUGUUCAAUGCUCCACGGUCGUAUCCUACCAAUGGUGUCUUGUGUCAGAGGGAAUGAUUUCCAUCAAAUUAAGAUUCUUUCUAGACUCGGUUAUCCGAGCUUAUAUGUAUAUAACGACUGGUCUUUUUGACAAAAAAAAAACAAUCCAAUGCAUAAAUGAUAUCAUGUUUACCAAAUCGAAUUUCAGACUGGUGACAACUCAUAAACAAACAUUAAGUUGGAAUAUAGAAUGCAUUUCAGUGCUAAAUCCGUUAAUGAAAUGGAAAGAACUUCACGGGUAUAGAUAUUUCAUUCAAAUCAGAAAUUCACAAUCUGAUAGGUAUUUGGGUUUCUAUCUGUGAAGCCUACAUAAUCAGAUCCAUCGUUGCUACUAGGCCAGUGGUUCCCAACCUUUCAUGGUUCGUGUCCCCCUUCCGUAGGAUUUUGGCACUCAUGAACCUUGUUCAUCAUUCCAGUGGUAUUUAUAGUUCUUUUUUGGAGGGUGUAUUCAAAAUUACAUUGUUUUCAAAUAAUUCAUACCCAACAAAGUGAAAACACCGUGUGAAAUAACAUUACCAAGAAAUGAAACUAAAAAGAACAGAGUUUUCUUGUAAAGUGAAAAGUAAAAUCAGUUUUUCGCAGAGCAAUGUGCC
Molecule: messenger RNA, 1397 nt
Organism: Styela clava
Lineage: Eukaryota; Metazoa; Chordata; Ascidiacea; Stolidobranchia; Styelidae
Source: RefSeq, a predicted model, not a curated record